Molecule: messenger RNA, 4134 nt
Organism: Lutzomyia longipalpis
Lineage: Eukaryota; Metazoa; Arthropoda; Insecta; Diptera; Psychodidae
Gene: Rrp5
Product: protein RRP5 homolog
Exons: 3
Coding region: 34-4029 (1331 amino acids)
Biological process (GO): rRNA processing
Cellular component (GO): small-subunit processome; nucleus; nucleolus
Molecular function (GO): protein binding; RNA binding
Source: RefSeq, a predicted model, not a curated record
AGUUGUUGCCGUAUAAAGGACACGUAAACUAAAAUGGUUUUCGUGGAGAAAACAUUUCCUCGUGGAGGAGAACUAAAGCGAAAGAAAGUAAAUGCCGGUGAUGGAUCAAAACAACAGUUUGGAGCAAUAUCGAAGAAGACAUUUGUGAAGAAAAAGCACAAGAAGAGCGACAAGAAAAAGAAUGAAAGCGGAGUAGCAAAGGAAGAAUCUUUGGAGUCUCGCAAAGCCGAAUUGAUUUCAUCAAGAACCAUUGCAGAAGGAAUGCUCCUUAUGGGGUACAUAAAAUCAAUUCUUCAGACGGAUUUGUAUGUCUCCCUACCAGGAAGGCUUCAGGGAAGGGUGUCAAUUAAUUCAAUCUCUUCUCCUUACACAAAUGCCCUCGAGAAUGUUGUUCAAGGAGAGGGUGAGUGUAAAACCCUUGUGGAACUAUUCGACAUUGGUCAGGAAGUGUAUGUUAAAGUGAUGGAAAUAUCAAAGGGAAAGACAAAAGGUGACACCAAAAGAAUCGAACUAUCACUCAAUCCGAAGGAUCUCCACAGUGAUGUGCAUCACGCGAAAUUGCAGAAAGGCUUGAUAAUGUCCGGAGCAAUUGAAUCUGUUGAGGAUCAUGGAUAUAUCGUGGAUCUUGGUAUUGCAAAUGUGAGAGCUUUUCUGCCAACAAAGGGCACGUCUCAUGGAAAGUAUUCAGUUGGAGAGUUGAUCAUGUGCACACUUCACAAAGUAACGACAAACAGUUCAGUGACAACAGUUCAACUCAAGGAGUGUACAAAAGAGAAAAUUCUUUCUAGCGAAGAGGACAUUCAACUCGAUCAUGUUUUCCCAACACUCACAGUAAAGUUCAUUAUUGUGGACUGUGUGAAGAAUGGGCUGAUGGGGAAAAUUCUCGAUGGCACAUACACAGCCUAUAUCAAUCAGACACACUUGGGGCAGGGAAAGAGAAUUGAAGAAUUUGAAAUUGGAUCAGAAAUUGAAGCAAAAGUCCUUUACAUUAUGCCACUCACGAAGUUUGUCUACCUAACGCUGAAUUCUUUUGUAACGCUGGAGCAAAGAAUCCCAUAUGGAGUAAUUAUGAAGAAUGUGGAGAUUUUGGGAAAGUCACAAAGUGGGAUACUCCUUAAGCUUUCCGACAAUGCUAAAGGACUCAUCACCUACUCUCACAUGAGGGUGGGAAUACACACAAAUGUGGAUGAAGACGAAUUGAGCAAAAAGUAUACGCAACCAAAGUUAUCAAUUCUACGUGUAAUGGACUACAAUCCCGUGGAUGAUGUCUACAUCUGUACGGAUAAGCAGAGUCUCAUCAAUGAGAAAUAUUUCUGUUUGGAAGAUGCAAAAAUCGGGGAUUUCGUUCAGGUGAAAAUAACAAAGAAGGUUCCAAGUAAGGGCUUUGCUGUAAGCUUCGGGCAACUCCAAGGAUUCAUAUAUCAAGCACACUUAUCGAAGAUGGUGUCAAAGCAGAAUGUGGGAAGUAAAGUUCGUGGAAGGGUGCUCUUCAUUGAUGAGCAAUACAAGAAAGUUGUUUUCACAACACGACCAGAAUACUUGAAAGAAAAUGCUGCAAUUAUCUGUGAGAGAGGAGACAUUUUGCCGGGAAAGAGUUACAUUGGAAUGAUCCAUGAUGUGACCACAAAAAAAAUUCUUGUGCAGUUUUUCAAUAGAAUUCUCGGUGCUGUGAUUAAAGGGAGUGAUCUUGUCAAUCGUUCGUACUACGAAUCAAUGAAAGCGGGUCAAAUUGUCAAAGUAACUGUGACCAGUGCUAAUGAUCGAUUCAUAAAUCUCACCUUCGACAGAGGCACGAAUGAGGAUUCCGUGAAGUAUGGCAAAGUCUUCAAUUCCAAGAUUGUAGGAUCUUACACGUCAGGAAUCGAAGUGGAAGCUGAGAAUUCAAAAUCCAAUACUUGGAUUUCAAAUCACUACGUUACGGAGACUCCUCAGCUGGCACAAAUUCUCUCAUCCUGCCUGGAUUCUGGAGAAGUGCGCGUUGUAAAGCUCUCAGAUGAUAUCUACAGUUUGCGCGAUGUGAGUCAUUUCUGCAAGUUCAAGAUGUCAUCGUGGAAAUCCCUGUCACCUGGGAUGAUAUUGCGAGGAUUCGUAAAGUGCAUUAAUCAUGAUUGCUUGGAAGUACACCUGCCGCUUCGGGAUGCGACUAAAACCACAAAAAUCUUCUAUCCAAUGAUUUUGAAAAAUUACCAGGAAGGUGAUGAAGAAGGUAUCUUCCAUCCUGAGCAGAUAAUCCAUGUGAAGGUCCUGAGUAAGGAUAUGAAAACAGGAAUAAUUUCAUGCUCAGCACUUCUCAGUCAAGUGUGGAAUGGAAAUCUGAAGGCUUCUGUGAAAAUUCUUACUAAUUUCUUUAAAGAUCUUGACACAAUAUACGCAAAGUUGAGCCCCAAAUACAAGACAGGUGACAAAGUAUUGGCAAAAGUUGUGGAAAUUCGCGAAGAGAGUGCGAGCGUUAAAAUUAGCGGAACUAAACAAAUGGGAAUCAUUCCACGCCAUCUCCUUGAUGGCGAACCCACUGUUGGAGAGAAAUUGCAAUGUAUUGUGCUUUGGGUAUCACCAGAAGGUCUAAUCCAUCUCAGCAACAAGUCGAGUCAUAUGGAAAUGCGUGGGAAUAAGGAUCAUCCGCCUUUUAGUCACAUCAAACAAGCAGGAGAGAUUAUCCUAAAAACAGAUCACUUCUUCCUGGUUCUCUUGGAAUCGAAUCACGUUGUUUAUGUUCCACUCAAAUUGCAUUACAACGAUUUCUGUCCGGUACUUGCUGAUAGGAAGGGACAGUGUGAGGUGAUCUUGUUAAAUGACAGAGCAGAAAGAGUUAUAGCCAUCUUCAAGGAUAUCUACGAAGAAUGCCGCAACAUCAAUGAAAUUACAGAAGGAAGAAAGCGAAAGCAGGAAUCAAUCAGUGAAUCAGAAAAGGAUGAGCUUCCUUCGAAGAGAAUCAAAGCGGAAGAAAAGAUUGAAGUUAGUGAUAAGGAAGAUGACGAUGAUGAUGCCAUGGAUGAGAACAAAGAAACAGCUCCUACGGCAGGAUCUUCAAAUUUCUGGAAUACAGACUUUUCCUGGCUACCAAGUGCUGUCAAGUCCGAAAGCGAAGACGAUUCAGAGAGAUCUGAUGCGGAAACACCGGCAAAGAAGAAAAAAUUAACAGCAAGCGAGCGUCUAGAGCAUGCUAAAUCGGAAGAAGCUCGAAUUCGUGAACGGGAAGAAAAUCUAGCGGAUGGUAUAAGUGAUCCACAGAAUACGGAUGACUUUGAAAGACUUGUCCUCACAACACCCAACAAUAGUUUAAUUUGGAUUAAGUACAUGGUGUACUAUCUGCAAGCUACAGAGGUGGAAAAGGCACGUGGUGUAGCCCGGAGGGCUAUCAAGAGUAUCUCAUACCGUGAAGAGGUUGAGUUGACAAACAUGUGGGUGGCUCUUUUGAAUUUGGAACUUCGCUUUGGUUCAAGAGAUUCGUUCGAGGGUGUACUCAGUGAGGCAAUGGAGGUAAAUGAUCAGUUUAGGAUCAUGAUGAAGACAAUAGAAAUGUUGGCGGAUGUGAGGAAAAUCGAGGAGCUACGUGCAAAAGUUGCUGUGGCAGUGAAGAAGUUUAGAGAUAAUCCUGAAAUGUGGACAAAAGUCGGUGCUGCUUACUUCACUGUGGGACUCAUCAAUGAUGCAAAGCAACUCAUGCACAGAGCAAUUGGUGCUCUUCCACAGCGAGAUCAUAUUGCAGUAAUCAGUAGUUUUGCCAAGUUGCACAAUAAAUUUGACGAGAAGGAAACCGCCCAUGCGCUCCUUGAGCAAAUUGUCACAUCUUACCCCAAACGCGUGGACAUUUGGUCCAUGUACGUAGAUAUGUUGACAAAGGAUUCCCGACACGAUCUGGCAAGGCAAAUUCUCGAUCGUGCCAUUCUGCAGAAGUUGCCACUGAAGAAGAUGCGAUCACUCUUCAAGAAGUAUCAAGAUUUUGAGGAGAAAUUCGGCAAUGAGCAAUCGGUGGAGAAAAUAAAAUCCAUGGCUGAGGAAUUUGUACAAAAUUAUAUUAAAACGUAAGUUGACCUUAAAUGCUACAAUGUAUUUUGUCAAAUUAUCCUUAACUGUUUGUUUUUUAAAUAAAAUUUGCCACUUGAUUGAAUAAAAGCUCAUAUCACAAAAUAA